Messenger RNA from Aspergillus welwitschiae, 366 nucleotides. RefSeq names its product uracil phosphoribosyltransferase-domain-containing protein. The transcript has a single exon. The record is from RefSeq and is a predicted model, not a curated record. NCBI's taxonomy places the organism in Eukaryota, Fungi, Ascomycota, Eurotiomycetes, Eurotiales, Aspergillaceae. Bases 1 to 366 code for a protein of 121 amino acids.
AUGGCCUUCGGGGUCAGUGAUGCAUUCCCAAAUGCGAUGUUCCUACACGCUCGUUGUGCGGCGGACAUUGAGGAAACGCAUUUGAAAGACAGGAACGCUGUCAUACUUGUAGAUUCAGUCAUUAAUACCGGAAAGUCUGUCUUGCAAAUGGCGCAGCAUAUCCGUGAGAUCAAUACAGCCAUCCAGAUUGCGGUAGUCGCUGGUGUGGUUCAGAAGGAGGCUGUAUCUGUUCGCAGUCCGCUUCACGCUUUCGCGCGCGAGAGGAAUUUCAACCUUGUUGCCCUUCGCCUCUCGGCCAACAAAUACUCAGGCAGGGGCUCGACGGAUACUGGAAACAGACUCUUCAGCACAGUACACUUGGCGUGA